Molecule: messenger RNA, 584 nt
Organism: Podospora bellae-mahoneyi
Lineage: Eukaryota; Fungi; Ascomycota; Sordariomycetes; Sordariales; Podosporaceae
Exons: 3
Coding region: 327-584 (85 amino acids)
Source: RefSeq, a predicted model, not a curated record
CGAUGUCGUCGCUGCCCCCUCGUAAGCCUCUAUCGCUUCCUAACGUCAAAGCCACCCAACCACGGACACUCUUCAACACCGUACUGGCGAUCAGUCCAUAAGGUAAGCAGAAAGCUGCGUAGAGAUGGAUGUAGAAAUGGUUCUUGGUAUGCGUCCAGCCAAGUCAAGAACGAUAUCCUCGACAGCCCUGGCCCCCCUCCGUGUUAUAUUUCGCCGUUUCCUUCGUCGUGAAUCACCGCAACCACCAACAUCUCGACACUUCCCCUACUGUGUCAGUAAUCUCCUUCUACCCUGUACCUUCUCGAUUAUCCUUCGUUGUCUUCGAAAUGACGUUUCGUACACUACAGCUGCCACGGUCGGCCCCAGCCCCCCCCGCUGCCGCCAGCCUGCCCCGGGCGGUUACCUCAGUGGAGCGCGCCCGCCGCAACGCGCAAAACGCGGCAGCAUUUGCUGCUCUUCGGGCCACCCUCCCUCCCCCCAGCCGCCAGUCGGCAGCACUGGCGUCCCUUGCUCACUGCCCAGCAAGGGCCUUUCUGUUUCGGUCCGGAGCAGACCAAGAAGAGGAAGUGGUGGAGGAGGGAUGA